Molecule: messenger RNA, 1378 nt
Organism: Aspergillus glaucus CBS 516.65
Lineage: Eukaryota; Fungi; Ascomycota; Eurotiomycetes; Eurotiales; Aspergillaceae
Exons: 3
Coding region: 91-1062 (323 amino acids)
Source: RefSeq, a predicted model, not a curated record
UCGACUUGAUUCUCUCACAGCACAACCUCGUGAAGACAUAUUACUACUACUACUCUCAUUCUCAAGUAAAUACUGAGAAGAGCGUUUAUCAUGGCUUCAUCACUGCCUACCAUCCGCAUUGGCUAUGUCCCUGAACACUACCUCACUCCUCUCCACCUCGCCGUCCGCUCUUCCGCCGUCUCCUCGUUGCCCUUCAAGCUCUCCUUGAUUCCUUUCCCCUCCGGAACGGGACAUAUGAUCACCUCCCUUCGCGAAAAGGAAAUCGAUGUUGCAAUCGGGUUGACAGAAGGAUGGGUUGCCGGAUUGGCCGGUAAGCAGCAGGCCCAGAAGGAUCCGGCCUCUGGCGGCUACAAGGUGGUGGGACACUGGGUUGACACUCCGUUGCGGUGGGCGAUUGUCACUGGUCGUGAGAGGAACAACAUCACCAGAGUGUCUGACCUGAAGAGUCAGCGAGUGGGAAUUAGUCGACCGGGAAGCGGCUCCCACAUUAUGUCCUUUGUCCUUGCUCAGCAACAAGGAUGGGACUCUGAUUCAUUGACCCCUACCGUCCUUGGUCCUUUCCAGGCCCUGCGUAACGGCGUCACCGGCGACGAGCAGCCGUCUCAGACCCCAACGGCCGAGUUCUUCAUGUGGGAGCACUUCACCACGAAGCCUUUCUUCCACCCUACCUCCGAAAACCCUCAGCCACCUCUUAAGAAAUUCGGCGAAAUCUUCACUCCUUGGCCAUCCUGGUUGAUCGUCGCGUCGACCUCGACUUUCCCGGACCCGGAAAGCGACGAGAAGCUCCAGCAGCUCUUCCAGGCUCUUGACAAGGGCAUUCAGGGGUUUGAGGCCGACCAGGCGCAGGUGAUUAAACUACUUGGUACGGGUGAAUUGGGAUGCACGUAUAUUCAGGAGGACGCGACGGAGUGGUUGAAGGAUGUUAAGUUUACCAACACUACGCGGGGAAUUGAUUCGAAGGUCGUGGAGAACGUUGUCGAUAUUCUCAAGAUUGCGGGUGUCAUUGACACAUCGAUGAGCAACGAUGAAGCUAUUGACCGGGUGGUUGGUAUCAAGCGGUAGGCUGGGAAGGUCUAUGCCUACAUUUUCAUUGGAUACUUGAUGUUCAUGCGAGAUGAGACUACAUAUGAAUUAUUAAUGCAUUCCAAAAACCUUUUGCAUUGCACAUGUAUCUCUGCGCUACUAUGUUGUACCACUUCACCUGCUUUAAUGGGCGGGGGACCAUGAGGAACGUCCGUUUUUGGGGUGUCUCAAAAGAACCAAACGAGGCACUAACAGGUAUCUGAGAAGCUAACAAUAACACUGAUCUCCCGCCACGGCGCGGCAUUGCCAGACAAUGCGGCUGAGCCAAGUCAUUGGACGGAGUGGCGUUUUUGGC